AUGAUGGAAAUUUUCAAUUGCGCAAAACCAUUUUUAAACUUGUAUCAGAUAACUAGAGCUCGUCCUGCUUUCUUACUUACUUGCAUUCGUCAUGGGCACACUGGAAAAGAAGCCAAUCAAGAAAAACAGAAUGCCAAAACUUCUAAGAAAAAACCGGCGUCAAAAGAAUAUCUCGUAGUGGACCACUUUUUCGAUACCGUAAUUGUGGGGGCGGGAGGUGCUGGCCUAAGAGCUGCCGUUGGUCUUCUCGCCGAAGGAUUUAAAGUCGCAGUUGUAACGAAAUUGUUCCCAACUCGUUCUCAUACGGUCGCUGCACAGGGAGGCAUCAAUGCGGCCAUGGGAAAUAUGAGCUCCGACAAUUGGAAAUGGCACUUUUACGAUACCGUGAAGGGCUCGGAUUGGCUUGGUGAUCAAGACGCAAUACAUUAUAUGACACGUGAAGCAAAACGGUCGAUUGCGGAACUUGAACAGUAUGGAAUGAAUUUUUCACGAACUAAAGAGGGUAAAAUUUAUCAACGAGCUUUUGGUGGGCAGAUGAAAAAUUAUGGGAAAGGCGGAAAAGCGGCCAGGAGUUGCGCCUGCGCUGAUAGAACAGGCCAUGCAAUGAUACAUGCUCUAUACGGGCAAACUUUACGGUAUAACUGUCAAUAUUUUAUUGAAUACUUUGCGAUGGAUUUGCUAAUGGAAAAUGGAGAAUGUAAAGGAAUCAUUGCGCUCUGUUUAGAAGACGGUACAAUACACAGAUUCAUCACAAAGAAUACUAUCAUCGCGACCGGAGGGUACGGAAGGGCUUAUUACAGUUGCACCUCAGCUCACACAUGCACAGGCGACGGUUAUGGCAUGAUUGCUAGAGCCGGCUUACCAUGUCAGGAUAUGGAAUUUGUACAGUUUCAUCCCACAGGUAUAUAUGGCUCUGGAUGUUUGGUAACAGAAGGUAGCAGAGGAGAAGGAGGCUAUCUUAUCAACAAUAAAGGAGAACGAUUUAUGGAGAGAUAUGCUCCUGAUGCCAAAGACUUGGCUCCUAGGGAUGUUGUAGCUAGAGCGAUGUCAUUAGAAGUUGCACAAGGAAGAGGUUGCGGUCCGGAUAAAGACCACCUACAUUUGAAAUUGUCUCACCUUCCAGUUGAUCAACUUAAAACGCGACUUCCAGGACUGAUGAUUACUGCAAUGAUUUUUUCGGGAGUUGAUAUUACAAAAGAUCCGUUGCCUGUGCAGCCAACAGUACAUUUUAACAUGGGUGGAAUACCUACGAAUUAUAAGGGGCAAGUGCUGUUUCAUAAAGAUGGAGAAGAUGUUAUAGUAUCAGGUCUAUAUGCAAUCGGUGAAACUGCAUCGACUGUGCAUGGAGCAAAUCGCCUAGGCGCUAAUUCACUUUUGGAACUAGUUAUAUUCGGAAAACUGGCCGCCUGCAAUAUAGCUAAUGAAUGCCAACCCGGGACUAAAGUAGAGUUAUCCUACGAUCGCACUGGUGAAGAAUCCAUAUGCAACUUAGACUGCUUGCGCUGUGCCAAAGGUAAGUACCCAGCUGGCGAAUUGCGCGUAAUGUUGCAAAAAAUUAUGCAACGCUACGCGGCUGUGUUUCGUGAAGGCUGCUAUCUAAAAGAAGGUAUUGAGAAGUCCUCUGAGCUCUAUAAAUUACUCGCGGAUAUACAAUUGUUUGACCGUACAGUUAUUUGGAACUCAGAUUUAGUCGAUAGUUUGGAAUUACAGAACUUAAUGAUUUGUGGCCGACAAACAAUUGUAGCAGCUGCGAAAAGGAAAGAAAGUCGGGGGUCACAUUCGCGUGAGGAUUACAAGUGUCGUGUUGAUGAAUAUGACUAUGACAAACCGCUCCAAGGGCAAACGAUGCGUCCCUUCGAGAAACAUUGGCGCAAGCACACUCUAACCUACAUCAACGUCGAGAGCGGCAACGUCUGCGUCGACUACCGGCCCGUGCAGGAUGGCACGCUGGACGAGCGCGAAUGCCCGUCCGUACCGCCUGCGACUCGAUCUUAUUGA
Molecule: messenger RNA, 1998 nt
Organism: Ctenocephalides felis (cat flea)
Lineage: Eukaryota; Metazoa; Arthropoda; Insecta; Siphonaptera; Pulicidae
Product: succinate dehydrogenase [ubiquinone] flavoprotein subunit, mitochondrial-like
Exons: 10
Coding region: 1-1998 (665 amino acids)
Biological process (GO): tricarboxylic acid cycle; mitochondrial electron transport, succinate to ubiquinone
Molecular function (GO): electron transfer activity; succinate dehydrogenase (quinone) activity; flavin adenine dinucleotide binding
Source: RefSeq, a predicted model, not a curated record